AUGUUGUCAUUUAUUCGUCUUCGAUUUUAUCAUAUUAUUACAUUACCUACAGUUCGUUAUGCUUCGUCAAAAAAGAACCAUGUUUCAACAACAACAUCUGUUCUUCGUCAUAAUUGGCUUGAUAUAACAUCAGAAAUCUGUCCAACUGAUGCCUCUAAUUUAUCAUCAACACCUGAUUCUUCAUUUAAUAGUCGUGUAAUACAAUAUUUAUCUGAUUCAAUAAAAACUCCUCUAUCAUCAAAUAUUUAUCAACAUUUAUUAAAUUCAUGUCAAACAUGGUCACCACGAGAAUUUUAUGAAUUAAUAAAUGUUCUUGGUUCAUAUGGUUUACAACCUGUUGAUGUUCUUCGUUUAUUAAUUAAUUUGCCAUCAACUGAUAAAACAAUUGUAACAAAUGAAAAUUUAAAACGAUGUUUCGAAAAUCUUUUAACAUUAAAAUUUGAUACAACAACACGUUCAAUAUUAAUAUCAAAUGAUCCAAAUAUAAUUCAAUAUGAUUUAACUUAUUUACGUGAACGUUUUGAUGUUUUAUUAUGUUAUUUUACAAAACGUGAAAUAUAUAAAUUAAUUCGUACACAUAAAAAAUUAUUCAGUGAGCAUUGGUCAGAUCUUGAUUAUAAAAUAAAUUAUUUACGUAUUAUGUUAUUUGCAUCAACACGUGAUAUUGUUGAAUCAGGUGCAUUAGCAUAUACAAUUGAUCAUAUACGUCAAAGAUAUUUAUUUGUUUAUCGUGCUGGUUUAUUUAAACGUGUUCGACGUGAAGAACAAUAUGUUCUACAACGUGAUUUAAAUAUUAGUUUAAUUGAUAUAUUUAGUACAAGUGUAACAACAUUUUUAAAACGUACAACAAAUAAUCUUUUACGUAAAGAUGAUUAUCAAGCAUUUGUUGAUUCACUUAAAUAUGAAAUAUUUGAUAAUGAAUUUAAACAAUAUCUAACAUUUGAUAAAAAUCGAAAAAAUUGGUCAAGAGCUGAUAUGGCUACUGAAAGAUAUGAAAGACGUAAUUGGAUGAGUGAAUUUGAUAUGUAUAAUAAUAUAGAUGAUGAAGACGAUAAUGAUGAUGAAACUAAUUUAACAAUUAUGAAUGAAAAAUCUUUAACUGUAAGAAAUACAGAAGAUAAACCGAGUUCAUGGCAUAUAUUAUCUGAUUAUAAUCCUGAUCGACAUCGAGGGAGAAAAAUUGCACAAAAUGUUGAUCCAAAUAUUCGAUUAUAA
Messenger RNA from Rotaria sordida, 1215 nucleotides. The record is from the annotation of a GenBank genome assembly. NCBI's taxonomy places the organism in Eukaryota, Metazoa, Rotifera, Eurotatoria, Philodinida, Philodinidae.